GUCCUUAUCGCGCUUCUCACUACACUGGUGGCAGUGGUGGGAUUUGCCAAGGAAGUUAUAGGGAAAUAAAUUAUUCACAGAUAAGUCGCUAAGGGUCGGGCUUCGCCGAGCCAAAGAGUGUGUCUACUCAUAUAAUCAUGACCACGGCAUGUUCAGAACAUAAUAUAUCAAAACGGAAAGUUCUGCUUUACAAUAGAAAGCCGCCAGGAGGACCAGAAUCGAACUUGACCUUCGUUUUGCCGACGCCUACCCACACAAGAACGUUGGAUAUAACAGUUAGGCGCCUAACAUGAAUCCCCAUGCCACCGAAUCGGCGUGGAGAUUACAGACCAUUACACAUACAAACACAGCCACCCACGUGUACAAACGGAACCGAAGACAUAACCAUCAGAUCUUGGCGAAGGUAAACAUGCAAUCGAAAAGCCCGCCUUGCGGCCUGCUAUGAAGGAUUUACCGCCUCCUAGAAACCGGAUACUACCCUCUGCUGACCCCUGGCCGGUGAGGACACUCCUCAGACAACAUGGGUUUUGAGACGUUUCUUGUCUUCACCGCAGUGUCUUCGUGUAUCAGCUGGAUGUCUAUCUUCACCUUCAGUCCCGUUCUCUUCACCUGGCUGUCCUCGAUCUACAGAAGUCUCCCCGAGGACAGGCAACGGCUAGUGGACAACCAUUUCAAGACUGUAGUUCAUGGAACGUUCGUCGCAGCGCUUGCCUGGUACGCCUACACUUGCACCGAGAUUCCGCCAGGGGGCGUAUGGCUCGAUGCACCACUCGUGAGGUUCGAGUCUGCGGUUUAUUUUGGCUACUUAAUCUCAGACUUGAUUCAAACAGCGAUGUACCCGCACGUCAGCAAUAUAGAGUUCGUCUCACACCACGUGAUGUCACUAUACUCGUCCUACAUCGCAGCGAGCUAUCCCGCCAUGCCCUACUACGCCAACGUCUGCUACAUGAUGCAGCUCAGUAACCCCAGUGCGUUUUUCAGGGUCAUCCUAGAAGAGUUGGGGUACAAAGGUUCACAGUAUUACACAUGGAACGGAGUCACCUUGAUAGUGACGUGUUUCAUCUCCCGCAUACUUGUCACCGGCAUCGCGACCGUCAACUUGGCCAAGAUCAUGAUUUUUCAAGACACCUUCAGUCGGCUGCCGCUUCACGUUUCCUUAUGUUACAUCUUCGGUUCACUUUUGUUUAACAUCAUGAACUACUACUGGUUCGGUUUGAUAUGCAAAGGAGCCAUAGACUAUUUCUGGGGAAAGGAAACCAAGCAGAUGCUGUAGAGUCUAAAAUAAC
Branchiostoma belcheri (Belcher's lancelet) is the source of this 1286-nucleotide messenger RNA. RefSeq names its product transmembrane protein 56-B-like. The coding region runs from base 521 to 1273 and encodes 250 amino acids. Gene Ontology annotation, biological process: lipid homeostasis. The record is from RefSeq and is a predicted model, not a curated record. The transcript is spliced from 6 exons. NCBI's taxonomy places the organism in Eukaryota, Metazoa, Chordata, Leptocardii, Amphioxiformes, Branchiostomatidae. Gene Ontology annotation, cellular component: endoplasmic reticulum; membrane.